This is a messenger RNA of Pseudomassariella vexata, 1557 nucleotides long. RefSeq names its product nucleoside phosphorylase domain-containing protein. Gene Ontology annotation, biological process: nucleoside metabolic process. The coding region runs from base 1 to 1557 and encodes 518 amino acids. Gene Ontology annotation, molecular function: catalytic activity; ADP binding. The transcript has 2 exons. NCBI's taxonomy places the organism in Eukaryota, Fungi, Ascomycota, Sordariomycetes, Amphisphaeriales, Pseudomassariaceae. The record is from RefSeq and is a predicted model, not a curated record.
AUGACAAAACGACUGAGCCGAGCGGACUACCACGUGGCGUGGAUCUGUCCUUUACCUGACAUCGAGCUGCUGCCGUCUCGAUUGAUGCUCGACGAACAGCACAUUCCUCCGUCCUACGACACAAGCUACGACGAUAAUACGUACAUAUUUGGCGCGAUGGCGGGCCACACCGUUGUCAUCGCCACCUGCCCAAAGGGAUUGAUAGGCAACGUCAAUGCCGGCCGGCUGACGGGUUCAAUGUUCAAGACCUUUCCCAAUAUUCGAAUGGCCGUGCUGGUCGGCAUCGGCGGCGGUGUUACUCUUCCUGCUCCUGGUGAUGACCCCCUCCAAGAUGUUCAUCUCGGGGAUGUCGUGGUUGGAUGGCCUGGCGACGGAAAGCCCGCUUGUAUCUACUAUGACUUGGGAAGGUGGAAGGUCAAGGGAUGCUACGAGACGGUUGCUAUGACAGCAAAACCCGACUGGAUAAUUCUGAAUGCGCUGAGUAUGCUUGCCUCAGACCACGAAUUAGGCAGUACCAAAUUUCACGAUCAUCUUGCGAGAUUGCAGAAUCACAAGAAGUUUAUGCAUCCCGGACUUGAACAUGAUAGGCUCUUUAAAGCCGACUAUCACCAUAAGGGAGAGUACGGGUCGAAGUGCGAAACAUGUGACAAGGCUCAACUGGUCCAGCGACCCCCGCGAACUGAACAAGAUAGGGACAAAUUUGUGUUCCACCAGGGGAGGAUUGCCACGGGCAAUUCGGUCAUUCAAGAUGGUGAAUGGAGAGACCAGAUAAGCAAACGGUGUGGAGGAGUACUUUGUAUUGAGAUGGAGGCAGCCGGUGUCGACGCUAAUAGAAGUUGCCUCGUAAUCCGUGGUAUUUCCAACUACGCGGAUUCACAUAAGAACGAUGUCUGGAAGUCUUAUGCGGCUGGAAAGGCAGCGGCGUUCGCAAGGGAGCUACUCUGCAGGAUUCAACCAGCCCCGGUUAAAGACAUGGAGGCAACGCCCAAAAGUCAUUUUAUUGUCCCGUUUGGACGGAACCACGGCUUUGUCGGCCGUGAAUCCAUUCUGCAGCAGCUUCUAAAGAGGACACCGCCGAGUAAUAACAGGGACAACUGCCAGAGGACCGCUAUCGAGGGCCUCGGAGGCAUUGGAAAGACACAGAUAGCCCUCGAAACAGCCUACCAGGUCAGAAAUAACCAUAAAGACUGCUCUAUCUUCUGGGUGUCGGCCGUGGAUGCGACCAGUUUUGAGAAUGCCUACCGCCAGAUCGGUCAAGCACUCGGCGUCGCAGGGAUCGACGAAGAUGGGGCCGAUGUCAAGUUGCUCGUUAAGAAAGCCCUCGAACACGAAAGCGCUGGCAGCUGGCUCUUAAUCAUCGAUAAGGCCGAUGAUUCAAAGCUGUUCAAGGACACGGCGCUCUCUGACUAUCACUAUCUACCGUUCAGUCGAAAGGGUUCCAUUCUCUUUACAACACGAAAUCAUGAGGUUGCAUGGAAGCUUGAUAUAGCGGAGAUUAUCAACCUGAAGGAAAUGAGUGAGGCUGAAGCUAUAGAACUGCUGCAAAAAGGCUUAUAG